Messenger RNA from Elaeis guineensis (African oil palm), 2405 nucleotides. RefSeq lists its product as uncharacterized. NCBI's taxonomy places the organism in Eukaryota, Viridiplantae, Streptophyta, Magnoliopsida, Arecales, Arecaceae. The record is from RefSeq and is a predicted model, not a curated record.
CGUGUCAAAUAUGUCAAGAAAGGAAAAUUUAUGCCAUUAACAAUUGCUUUUGUCAAAAAGGAAAGUGCGUGAUUACGUCCUUCAAUCCCCACUAAAUCACAUCGGAGCGUCUCCGUUUGGUAUCCAACGAUCAGAGUUCAACGAUCCCCAACGUCUAGUUCUUCUAACGGUCAAAAAACCUGCAGGACAAAAACCCCUCGCUCCGCCCAUUCCCAUUCCCAAGAAUCCACAAGAAAUCAAAGAAAAAGCUCUCCAAAAUCUCUCGUCUCCUUUUUCUUCCCCCCCUCAAAGAUCUUCUCUCCCAAUCCACGAGAAGAUGAGUCUCCUCCAUUUCCCAGAUGCCGUCAACUCCAAAAGCCUCCAGAUUUGGAACAACGCCGUCUUUGACGAUGCCGCCGGUGGCUCCGAUGUGGCCGCAGCAAAGCUGGCAUUGUCUGCUCUCCAACCCAUCUCCAGCAACCAAUCGGAGUCACUCGACUUCGAUCCGUGCAAGGAGAACCGCAGUCCCACUCCGGUCUACGACAAAACCCCGAUCUCCAAGAAAUCUUCGACAGCUCUCAAGCCAGCUAUUUCUGGCAAAUCAUCCAAAGUAUCCUUCAAGGAGGAUGCCCAGAUCAACGACGAAAGUAUCGACGACGAGAUCGAGGAGAUCGAGAAGGAAAUCAGGCGGCUGUCAUCGAGGCUCGAAGCGCUACGAGUCAAGAAGGCGGAGGGGGAUUCGAGGGUUGCGGCCGCCAGACGGCAUGGGCGGAUCGUUCCAGCUAAAUUCAUGGACGCGAAGCAGAGCACGAUGAAGAUUCUUGAGAUGCCUGCUUCGAAAAAGAUGGAGCAAUCUCCGUCGAGCGCGAAGCUUCGGCAGAGGUGUGGUAGUCUUGGACCGCUGGAAAUCAUUGCUAGCUCCCCAAAAGUCCUGGAUUUGAAGCAAAGCUCGACGAAGAAUCUUGGGUCAUCAUCGGCUCUUAAGAAGAUCGAAGAAUCUCCAGCAAGCGCAAGACUCCAACGGAGAGGAGUCAGCCUCGGGCCACUUGAAAUCCAUGAGAGCAUCAGGUCUCGGCAAUCGAAGGCACUUGAGGGUACUACUCUGAGAUCAGUGCAGAUUCACAAGAAACAAGGCUUUUGGAAGCUUGACGGCAUUCAAGAAGAGAAGGGGAAAACAAGGAGGUCCAGUCCUAAAUCUCGACCAUCAAUUGCUGCUAAAGCCUCCGUACCAAGGAAGGGCGCUACGACAACCGCUGCAACAAAGAAGGUUGCAGAGUCUCCAACAAAUGCCAGGCUCCAGCGAAGGGGUGUCAGUCUUGGGCCCUCAGAGAUAGCCAUGAGUGCUCGAUCUCGUCAGAUAAGAAAGAUUCAAGAAGUCAAAGAGAAAGGGAUGAAGGCAGAGAAGCGAGGACGAAGUUUGAGCACAAGUCCUAGAUCACGGCGAUCAUCUGCUGCUGCUAAAGUCUCUGAUCUAAGGAAAGGGAUUGCAACUGUUGGAGCAAAGAAACCGGUGAAAAAAGAGGAAGGAUCACUGACUAGCCUUAAACCUAAGGUUCUUUUCCAUGAAGGAAAGAAUACGGUCCCUGCGAAAAGGCCAUCGAAGAAUACCAGAGCAAGAGUUGUGGCGAGCCGUUAUAGUCUGGCCACCACACGGGUUGCAGGAGAUGAGCCAGAAAGCAGUCUGCGGAAAUGGUCAUUGCCAGAGUUAGGCAUGGAUGAGACCAAUGGAUCCAUUCAAGGAUCGCAUGGGUCUGCGCAUGAGAGCCAAGAGGAGUUGGAUGUUCAAAUGAAGAAAGAGGGGGAGAUGUCAAGCAAGGUGGAGGGAAAUGUAGAUCGCUUGUUAUCUGUUGAUGAGAAUUCUCCUCCGUCGAUCAUGAAGAUUGCCGAAUCACUUCCUAAGAUCAAAACAUUGCGAUGCAUCAAUGAGAGCCCCCGUGACUCUGGGUGUGCCAAGAGAGUUGCUGAAUUAGUUGGAAAAAGGCCGGUCUUUGGUAAGGCAGAUGAUGAGGAUGUUGCUUCCCCUUGCCAGUCCCUGACAUUUGAAGGGGAAGAGUAGUGCAUUAGCAUUGAUCCAGUCCUCUUCUUGUGUCGGCAUGGGCAUAGUUUUGAAAUUGUUCGUGUGUCAAUUUUUUUUUAAGCUUCCUUUUGCUGCAGCGAGGCUUGAUUUUUCGAUGUUUUGCUUUGCAGUGGACAAUAACUUGUAAUUUUUGAUCUGCUUGCUCCUGAAGUGGUAAGCUGUUCUUUAGCUUACAGUAUAGCAUAUUUGGUUGUUGGUUUUUGAAACAUGGGCAAGCUUUGCUGAACCCUUCUUCUGCUUCCAAUGAUUAAAGCUGGAUAUAGUAGCUAUAUUAAGAAAUGCUGUGUAACAAUAUGUAACCAGUGCCUUCUCUAUGGAAAGAAAAUAGUGAUGAUUUUCAUGUUGAAAA